GCAGCUUUAUCUCAUUCUGCUUACUUAACAAUCAGAAACGCUCUUAAUUGGGGCUUUGAAAAUCAUAUAAAAGCUUUUAGAUUGUCAUCCAUUUUUUGUAUCCUUUAUAUGUGAGUUUAGCUUGGUUCAACAAAGACUAUCGCUUCUGGUAAAAGUAUUUUUUAUAGAUUUAUCAAAAUUGAUUAAUUAGUAAAUAGAAGAGUGGCCACAAUCGAGAAAUAGAAUCGAUUAUGAGUGUUCGAUUACAAACAUAUGAUACAUUAUAACCAAAGGCCACAUCAAAACAAAAGAGUGGAAGAAAAGAUAACAAACCAGACGAAAAAUAGACAUGGAAGCUUGUCAAGCAGUGGAAAGAGAAAUUGAUAAAGUUUGUGUAAAAUUUGGUGCUAUAAAUGAUCAUGCAAAAAGAGUCCUUUCUGAUUUGGUUAAUCAACUACAAACCUUGAAAGAAGAAUAUGAUAACAGUGGCAAUGAUCAUGUUCUGACUGAGGUCCAAGCUGAUAUUUUGAAACAGAAUAUGACAAAAAUAAAAGAGACAAUAUCAAAAUUGGCGACAGACCACAGAGAUUUACAUAGCACGGUAUCAAAAGUAGGAAAAGCUAUUGAUAGAAAUUUCACUGCAGACUUUGCGGCAACUAGUCGUGAUGAAGUGUUCAAUAAUCCCGAAAAAAUCAGUCUCAUAAAUAAAGUUAUAUGCCAACAUUUUUAUAGGCAAGGAAUGCACGAUGUAGCAGACGAACUUGCCCAAGAAUGCUCUAUAACCCCAGAGUCCCAUGAAAAGGAACCGUUCACCGAAAUCAACCACAUUCUAGAAAGACUGAAAAAUAAAGAUCUCGAACCAGCAUUGGCUUGGGCAACAGUACAUCAUGACAAUUUGGAAGCUCAAAAUUCCUCUUUGGAAUUCAUGUUACAUAGGUUGAAAUUCAUUGAAAUUUUACGUCAAGGUUCAUCAUAUCAAACAGAUGCUAUAUGUUAUGCAAGAUUACAUUUCAGGAAGUUUAUGUAUAGACAUGAAAAAGAAAUUCAAAUGCUGAUGGGAAUGUUGCUUUAUGUCCCCAAUGGCAUUAACAGUUCACCAUAUAGUUGCCUUCUGGAUCAGGAACUGUGGAUAGAAAUAUGUGAACUAUUUUUACGUGAAGCAUGUCAAUUGUUGGGUGUUUGCAUGAACAGUCCAUUGACCACCUGUGUCAAUGCGGGAUGUACUGCCAUACCGGCUUUGCUCAAUAUAAAACAAGUUAUGAUGCAGCGACAAGUUAGCGGUAUUUGGAAUGGAAAAGAUGAAUUACCUAUUGAAAUUGAUUUGGGAAAUGAAAACAAAUACCACUCAAUGUUUGCUUGCCCAAUUUUGAGGCAACAAUCGACAAAAUACAAUCCACCUAUGAGGUUAAUAUGUGGCCACGUGAUAUCUCGUGAUGCUCUAAAUAAGUUAUGUAAUGGAAAUAAAAUGAAAUGUCCGUACUGCCCCAUAGAACAAACUCCGUCAGAAGCAAGACUAAUAUUUUUCUAAUAUACUUGCAAAUAAUAUUUAUUAUAUGUACUAGAAAUAAUUUUUUAUGAACUUUAGUGUUGUGGAAAUGUAGUUAUAUUUGGGUUUGUUAUACUUGAAUUAUAAUUUAUUAUAUAUGUGAUUCAUACAAUAGUAAAAAUGAGUUUAUGUGAAAA
Messenger RNA from Diorhabda carinulata, 1662 nucleotides. RefSeq names its product E3 ubiquitin-protein ligase RMND5A (gene Sou). Gene Ontology annotation, cellular component: GID complex; nucleus; cytoplasm. The record is from RefSeq and is a predicted model, not a curated record. Gene Ontology annotation, biological process: proteasome-mediated ubiquitin-dependent protein catabolic process. NCBI's taxonomy places the organism in Eukaryota, Metazoa, Arthropoda, Insecta, Coleoptera, Chrysomelidae. The transcript is spliced from 6 exons. The coding region runs from base 329 to 1507 and encodes 392 amino acids. Gene Ontology annotation, molecular function: ubiquitin protein ligase activity; protein binding.